GGUGCUACAAUCAUCAUGAGAACUCUCAUGGUGCUCAUUUUUGCCGUGACCAGUUCCUGGGCCGCCGAUUACGAACUGCUGCUCGAGGAUCCGGACGUACUAUCGCCGUGCACAGAUGGUCCUCCCGGGUCCAUCAACGCCCGUCAGGCAGUAAAUUUCGAUGACGUUACGAUCGAACAGGAUUCUGAUACAAUCCACCUUUCUGGGAACGCCACUCUCACGUGGGAUGUCCAGCCCACCGAUCGCAUCACAGCAAGGCUUGACUUUUUACACUUCAACCGCGGGACUUGGGAGCCCACUGUAUUUAGCAUGUCCACCCAAGACUUUUGCGCCAUCAUGUACGACCAAACCCAGUACUGGUACAAGUACUGGACAGGCUUCAUUACCAAUCGCCACGAAGUGGAAAAGAAGUGCCUCAAAGCGCCUGGCACCGUUUUGGUACACGAGCCUUUCGACAUAAGGCUUAAGAUUGACAAUGUUCGGGGUCCAACUCUUCGAGGGCGUCACAAAAUGGUGAUUGUCCUCCAUGCACUCGAUGAGAGGAACGUACCGCGUCCGAAUCCUAUUUGCGUAGAGAUCAUAGGAGAACUUGUUAAGUUGUAAUACUUGGUGGAGUAUACUUGCUUGUAUACAGCUUAAAUUUUAAUUAGAACCAAUGCUUUGAUUAUAAAUAUAAAUAUAUGACGUUUUAGUAAAUUUACCCAACUGAAAGGUUUUAAACUGAA
This is a messenger RNA of Drosophila eugracilis, 725 nucleotides long. RefSeq lists its product as uncharacterized. The record is from RefSeq and is a predicted model, not a curated record. NCBI's taxonomy places the organism in Eukaryota, Metazoa, Arthropoda, Insecta, Diptera, Drosophilidae. The transcript is spliced from 3 exons. The coding region runs from base 16 to 603 and encodes 195 amino acids.